AUGCGAGCCACCACAUACAUCUCCCUCCUUAUGCUCGUUCUGGGCGCAACCACGGCCUUCCCUACUGGGAGCGCUGUCGCCGACGCCGAUGAUCUCGUCCGCAACAGUUGGUCGGAAAAGCGCAGCGAAGACGCAGACGAUUUCGUUCGCAACAGCUGGUCGGAGAAACGUAGCUCGCAAUAG
This is a messenger RNA of Aspergillus caelatus, 183 nucleotides long. RefSeq lists its product as uncharacterized. The record is from RefSeq and is a predicted model, not a curated record. Bases 1 to 183 code for a protein of 60 amino acids. NCBI's taxonomy places the organism in Eukaryota, Fungi, Ascomycota, Eurotiomycetes, Eurotiales, Aspergillaceae. The transcript is spliced from 2 exons.